Helianthus annuus (common sunflower) is the source of this 1584-nucleotide messenger RNA. RefSeq names its product probable receptor-like protein kinase At3g17420. Gene Ontology annotation, molecular function: transmembrane receptor protein tyrosine kinase activity; ATP binding. The transcript has 5 exons. Gene Ontology annotation, biological process: protein autophosphorylation. Gene Ontology annotation, cellular component: plasmodesma; plasma membrane. The coding region runs from base 1 to 1584 and encodes 527 amino acids. Lineage: Eukaryota; Viridiplantae; Streptophyta; Magnoliopsida; Asterales; Asteraceae. The record is from RefSeq and is a predicted model, not a curated record.
AUGUCUUAUGAUUCACAGGAAAACCGCAUACUAAGCCUGGAAAUUUCCCUUAAAGACAUUAUGUUGGCCACAGAAAACUUCAGUGUAAAUUGCUUUGGAAGUGGAAGAUAUUGGAAAGCAUAUGAAGGAAAACUACCAAAUGCUAGUACUACUAUCGUUGCAAAGCGGUGGGAUAGCAAGUCUGAUGAUCAAUUUGGGACAGAACUGGAUAUUCUAUUCAAGCGUAAGCAUAAGAACAUCAUUCGUCUUGUAGGCUACUGUAGCGAGAGGAAUGAGAACAUCAUCGUUUACGAGCACAUGUCUAAAGGAAGUCUUGAUAAAUAUUUAAAAGACUCAAAACUUAAAUGGAUGAAAAGGCUCCAGAUAUGUAUUGAUGUCGCAAGUGCAUUGGAUUUUCUUCAUGGAGAGAAUGUAACACUGAAGAAGGUAGUACACAGGAACAUCAAAAGCCACAGCAUUUUACUAAAUGAUGAUUGGGAUGCGAAAAUCUCUAAUUUUGAGUUGUCCUCAUUAGAUUCAUCACACCAGAAUAUAAAAUAUAUCAACAAAGAUGCUUAUCUUGACCCGCAGUACAAUCAAGGUUCCUUAACUGAAAAAUCAGAUAUAUAUUCAUUUGGUGUGAUUUUAUUUGAAAUUUUGUGCGGAAGAUUGACAUGGGAAGAGGGGCAUGAAGCUGGCCCUUUGGCUAAACACUACUAUGAACAAGCAAAACUUGAUGAAAUGGUGUUUGCGGAUAUAAAGGAACAAAUUGUGCCACAAUCAUUGACAACAUUUGUGGACAUUGCCUAUGAAUGCUUACAUGAAGAUGCUGAUAAGCGACCGAAGGCAGGUGAUGUGGUAAUACAACUUAAAAAAGCGUUGGAAAUUCAAGAAGACUUUGAAAUAUGGGAGCCCAAACUACCUAGAGACUACAAAGAAAUAAUGGGAUUGUCACAAAUCCCUGAAAUCUACCAUACCAAACAGAAAAAGGAUAUCUACGAGAAGCUCUCUGGUGGAAUUCUCCUUCCAAAGGAGAAAGUGAUGGCACAUGAAAAUAACAAGAAUCAAAAGAAAGUCCAGCAAGUUCACCAAUCAUACUCGGACUUGGAAAAACUACUAACUGUCAAUGAAAAGAUGUAUAUAAGAGAAUUGAAUGGAAAGAAACAUCUUAUGCUUUCUGCAACGGAGGUCGUAUUUCAAAAUGUGACGGAGCUUCUACCUCAACAAGUAUUUAGAAUCAAGUACAAGAUUGAAACUGAACUGUUGUCACCAUUCACUGAAUACACAUGUUAUCUUGUGUUCAAGGUUUCAAAAAAAUGUCAAGGGCUGCAUUGUCCAGUGAAAGUACGGAAUCUACUCCACCGCAAAAAUAAAGGAAACCAAAUUAUUUAUUUUAGAACCCCAUCCCAUUUGAAUCAUCAUGAUGAUUUUUGGGUUCCAGAGCAAAGAAAAGAUGGGUGGAUGGAGGUUAUGAUCUGGAAGUUCAACUCAAAGUACAAUAAUAAUCUUGGAAAAGAUGUUAUUCCUAUGAAUUUGAAACUCGUAACUUAUGAGGGAACCAUGUCAGGGCUUAUCAUAUGUGGCUUGGAGUUUCGACCAACGUAG